UCGACCGCUUCUGCGCACAUUUUGAACGCCGCGCCUGAGUCCACCAGGAACAUGCGCAUGCGUGGCUCUGGUACCUGCUCACCCCACCAAAGCCAGAAGUGGCCGGUACUUGAAGCGGGGUGAGCCGGAAGUCGCUUUGCCGCCCACUUUCACGUUGUACCGGCGGAAAUUCAAGCACUGGAAGAGAGGUUCCGGGGCUGGGCUGGCCUGACUGAAGGCGGCAGAAUGGAGACGCGGACCGAGGACCGGGCCCUCACCCGCCGCCCCACGCUGGCCUCUUCUUGGGAUGUUGCAGGCGGGGCCCUGACCCACAACCUCCUUCUCACCCGGGCCAGUCUCGGCCCCGGUGACUUCGACUGGGAGGAGCUGCUGGCGCCGCCUGCUCCAGGUGAACAUGAAAAGGUUAUUUUGUACAAAAAAUAUCUAAAAUUGGAGUCCUCCACACAUGCUUGUAAAAUAAAGUUGCUCUCCUUUGGCGAAAGGCAGUGUGUGUUCAUCAGUAAAGUUGUGGUACACAUGAGAUCAGUUUUGGCAAAUUCUUCAACAAGCUUUCCUGCUCUAGGAUCAAGGAUAGACCUUGACAAGGUCCAAACCAUAAUGGAAUCCAUGGGGUCAAAGUUAUCUCCUGGAGCUCAGCAGUUGAUGGAUAUGGUUAGAUUUCAGCAGCGGAAUUGUAUUCCCAUUGGAGAGCAGCUUCAGUUGGUGUUGAGCAAUUCUGGAUACAAGCAUAUGAUUGGACUACAAUCCUCAUCUACCUUAGGAGCCUUAGACAAGUCAUCCUCCACACCUUUUCCUUUUAGAACUGGAUUGACAUCUGGGAAUGUGACUGAAAACUUACAAACUUACAUUGAUAAAAGUACACAACUACCUGGUGGAGAGAAUUCUACCAAGCUUGAUGAGUGUAAAAUUGUGCCUCAAAACCGUUCCCUUCUUGAAAAUGAUCUUAAAAAUGCAACGUCCUCUUUCUUACCAAAGAAAGCAAGUGACAACUCAAAUAUACCUAACUCUGAGUUGCUGCCUUUUCUCCAGAAUUUAUGUAGUCAAGUUAAUCAUCUCCGUGUGGGAAAUAAGACCGAGUGUCAGGAAAACACCAAGCAUGGCGAACGCAUUCUUGGUGUUGGAAUGGAAGAGCAACCUGUUUGCUCCUACUUGGAAAAGAUUCUUUCUAAAAAUAUGGAACUGAUGGAAAAGAAACUUAUGGAUUACAUUGACCAGCGAAUAUAUAAACUCCAGGAGCACAUUGAUGAUAAGAUUGCUUUGUUAAUGGAUUUGCUGCAAAAUCCCAACUCCCCGCCCACUGGGCUACCUCUGAGACAUUAUGACUCUGGAGAAAGACUUUCAAAUGGAGAAAGAUAAGCUCUCAACGUAAACAGUGUACUGCAGAUAUUUAUUACAUAUUUAUUACAAAGCCAAAACCCAAAAAUAUUUAUAAAAAGCAAGUAUUUAAUGUCCUUUGAGGGAUCAUUGUCUUACACAAAGUGACCUCAGUUUUCAUUUUUACUACACUUGUUAUUUUAAAUCCAGUACUGUACAUCGAGUUAAUAUGAUACAGUCAAAUUAUUUUUGCUCACGAUAUUUUUCAGUCUUACAGGAAUGUAUGUGUACUUGUGUUGAGAGUUCAAAAUGCUUGAGGAUUUCUAAUACAGUUCAUUAGUUUGUACUGUAUAUGUGUUUAAGUAUAAUUUUUAUUUAUACAAUUAUUUUACAGUCUUAGAAGUAUGAAAAAUAAUGCUUAGAGUAUUUGAAUUUUUUCUUUUUCUGUUUGUCUUGGAAAAUUGGAUACUUAAGACUUGGAGCCUUUAAUUCAGAUUACCAGUUUAUGUUUUGUAUUGCUUAUCUGAGAUAAUGAAUAAGAUGUGAUAUUUGGCAUGUGUAAAAUUAGUUCACUCUGGGGCUGUUAAUAUUAUUUGUUUCAUUACAGAGUAGCUGUAGGUAGGAAAGUAAAUAUCAGAACCAGCCUAGUCCUUGUUAUGAUUAGUACUUUGGAUUUGAUGUUUCCUGUAAAACAGAUGUAGUCAUCUUGUUUGACCUCAGUAAUUCCAGACAGUAUAAGAAAACCUCUCCUUUUGAGCUGAUACGGGUUUUCUCCCCAGAAUCCUUUUCUGGCAUGUUUAUUGUAUGAAAUACUGAGGCUCUCCAUUUAAGGAUGAACACAUAUGAGUCAAGGGAUUGCAAUUCUCUCUGAUAGGCUUAGGUUUCAGAUCUUAUAACUAUUGUAUAUGCAUUGAAGUGUGAUAUAUUUGCAUAUAAAAAUAAAUGCACCUGCUCUGGGAACUACUUGUCUUUAGUUAGUAGAACUGUUUUAUUCUCAACUAAUCUUUACUUUGAAUGUCUUAUUUUUUAGAAAAUGGGCAUCUCAUACUCAUUUAAUGUUUUGGCAAAUUUCUUCUUUAAAAGUGUUACCUGAUGUAAUUCCUGCGUGACAUAACUGAAUUUUUACCCUGCCCUAAUAACUCUGCUUAUCUUUAAGAAACAGGGUGCCUGUGUUGAAAAGUUCCCUUUGUAACCAGACCAGAGGAGACUGGUUGCAACCGCGAUAGCUGACCAAAUGACUUUUAAAAGACCUCAGCCUUUUUAUAAUCUUAUUUCUGUGCUAAAUGACACUCCCACCAGCGCCAUGACGGUUGACAAUCGCCAUGACAAUGACCAGAAGAAGCCAUGAAAGGACAAAAAGGAAGGCAGCACUCUAGUUUUAGGAAGUUCACUGCCCAUUUCUGAAAAAUCCAUAAAUAUUCCUCCCUUAGCUUUAAUGUGAAACACCUUUAUUAGAGAAAUUAUAUUUUAACCCCCUCACUCCUCAUUAGUUGAAAAGUUGAUUUGUGAACCAUGCUCCUGCUUCUCAAUUCUGUGGCAAUUGAAUAAAACCUGCACUGUUUGUCACUC
Piliocolobus tephrosceles (Ugandan red Colobus) is the source of this 2883-nucleotide messenger RNA. RefSeq names its product ATPase PAAT. Bases 226 to 1356 code for a protein of 376 amino acids. The transcript has 5 exons. The record is from RefSeq and is a predicted model, not a curated record. Lineage: Eukaryota; Metazoa; Chordata; Mammalia; Primates; Cercopithecidae.